This is a messenger RNA of Microplitis mediator, 1524 nucleotides long. Its product is annotated as A disintegrin and metalloproteinase with thrombospondin motifs like. Lineage: Eukaryota; Metazoa; Arthropoda; Insecta; Hymenoptera; Braconidae. The transcript is spliced from 9 exons. The record is from RefSeq and is a predicted model, not a curated record. Bases 1 to 1524 code for a protein of 507 amino acids. Gene Ontology annotation, molecular function: metalloendopeptidase activity. Gene Ontology annotation, biological process: proteolysis.
AUGCGCAGUGUGACGGAACGUUUUUUUAGGAUCAAGUGGUUCUUAGCUAAUUAUCAAGGCUUAGGUCGCGAGUUGUUAUUAGAGUCAGAAAUGUCAUCGGAAGUGAUAGAUUUAGUUCUGUUCCGAGUGCCACUAUAUCGAGAUUUGAAUGGUCUGCUUCUAUCUGUUAAACCUUUUGGCCAACAUAUUAAAAUGUGGCUCAAUCCUGCUGAUGGUAUUUUAGCGGGAGAAAAUUUGCCAAUUUAUAGAUUCAAGACUGACCCAAAUAAUAGGCGAUUGAUGGAUAUACGAACAGAUACUGAAUUGAUAAAAUCUUUACUCCCACAAUUAUACGAGAAUACUUUGUACGCUAGUACAAUUGCGGUUAAUAAUCAUCCUGAUGGAGGACAAAGUAUGAAGGGUUUCAUUGGUGAUAAAUACAUUCAACCUGUGCCGUCUCGACUGAUGGAACACGCAAAAAGACAUCGAAAAUCGAUUAACGAUACACCGGAUCAUGAGUCCGAUAAUAAAAUUUAUCAUUUCGUUCAUAAAAUACCGCAAACUAAAAUGCACUCACCAUCAUUAAAAAAAUCAUAUUUACCACGCGUGUUAAUCAGACCAAAAAAAGUAUAUCCAGCUAUAAUAUAUCCCGAAUUAUUGGUUAUUGCUGAUUACAACUUCUUCGCCAGAUUUAGAGGAAUAGAAGAUGCUAUUUUAUAUCUGAUAACAUUUUGGAACGGCGUUGAUAUGAGAUACAGAAGCUUGGAAAAUCCAAAAGUUAGAUUAAAUAUUGCUGGUAUCCUUUUCGCUGAGGACCCAUAUAUUCUUUCGUACAUUCGAGUUCUCAAUGAAAACUUUAUGGGAUUAACAAAAAUUCUCAGAGCAAAAGGAAAAUGGCUGUAUUUUAUGCAAAAACUAAUUCCUAUUAAUAGCUAUGACAUCGCAGUAACUAUGACUCCAUUCACGUUAUGCGAGAACUUGGCUGACUGUCGUAUCCUCGGACAAGUUGCAGAGAUAGCAGGAGCUUGUCAUGUAGAUGACGGGAAAAAGACAAUGGGAAGAGUCGCUAUAAUACAUGACAGAGGUGCUUUUGAUGGAAUCAAUACUGCUGCACAUGAAUUAGGGCAUUUGUUUGGCAUGCGUCAUGACGGUACCGUUAACCAAAAUUGUGAAGCUAGACAUGGUUUCAUGAUGGCUCCAUCCCAGGAAUUCACAAAAUAUGCAUUUGAAUGGUCACAAUGUUCGUUGAUAGAUAUGCAAAAUUUCUUAAUGAGCCAAAGAGCAUCAUGUUUAAACAAUAAACCUAAUGAGGGUAAACCGAUAUACAGAUAUUUGCCAGGACGGCUGAUGAAUGCAAAUCAACAAUGCAGAAUUUUGAACAGCGGAAGUGCAGCUGUGAUAGAUGAUAGUAUUUGCACAGAACUUAAGUGCUCAAUUAACAAUUCUCGUGAUCCACUACCGGAAGCUGCUGAAGGUACAGCUUGUGGAAAUGGAAAAAUGUGUCUUCAUGGGAAAUGUAUUUUUGAAAGUCAAAUUAAUUUAUAA